Episyrphus balteatus (marmalade hoverfly) is the source of this 1800-nucleotide messenger RNA. RefSeq lists its product as uncharacterized. The record is from RefSeq and is a predicted model, not a curated record. Bases 207 to 845 code for a protein of 212 amino acids. Lineage: Eukaryota; Metazoa; Arthropoda; Insecta; Diptera; Syrphidae. The transcript is spliced from 4 exons.
CAGAAAACCCACAAAUAAAUGGCAGACUACAAAAAUAGUGCACUUUCUGACGGCAAAUUAUUUUAAACAAGUUUAAAAACUCUUAUAAUGUUUAUAAACUAUUUGUUAAACAAAUAAACAAUUUCAAACUUGAAGUGAAGAUAUAUUUUUGGUAAACAAAUCUGAGAUUUUAAGUACAAUAUAAGUGAAAAUAGAAACAAAACAGAAUGCCGUCCGGUGGGCCAGUGUAUCAGCCCACAACGGUUUCUUAUGAAACCCGACCUGGAGGAUUACUGGGACAAACAUCAGCAGUCUCACCAAUGAAAGUGCUUAAAAAACCAAUGCCUCAAGUAGCACUGUUGCUCUUUGCUUUGAUAUCGAUUGCUGCUGGAGUUGCAAUGAUAGCUAGUGGUGCGGCAGAUUUUGCCGACAGCGAAGAGCACAAGGAAGAGUUAGGAAUUGAAACGGUUGAGACAUCGGAAGGUAUUGACAUUGGUGUUGUUACGGGUGGUAUUUUCAUGACAAUAAUUGGUUUUUGUUUAAUUGGUCUUUACAUAAAGGUUGCUGAUUGGAGACGCAACUGUGUAUGUCCAUGUUAUUUCAGCAAGAAGCAAAGCUUAGCACGGCAAUUGCAAGGAAAUACAGGUGGACAAAUUUUGGCAUUGAAUCCAUCAACUGAUCCUUUAGUGUCGCAUACUCAGUAUGCCCCUGUGUCGGAAUUACCGCCAAGGCUAGAAGAUGAGGAGCGACGUAAUUUAAUGCCCGAUAAUAAAGAAUGCCUAAGCAGCGCCGAAGAAUCUGAUCGAAUGCUUGAUCCGGACCCAAGGAUAGUGCUGCGUCCAAUUGGCCGUGUCGAAGAAGCCUAAGCAGAUGAUGUGAAUUUUUAUUUACUUAAUGAACAAAUUUAUUGUUAUUUUGAGACUAAAAAAGCCAAGAGCAAAAAAUCAAUUUAUCUCGAAUUUACAAAAAAAAAAAAAAAAAAAAAAAAAACAGAUUUGAAUAUCGUACGUAGUCCAGACUUACGAGGUUGAAAGCAACAGAAUAGAAAUCAAAUUUUAUUUUAUUCUGAUUUGUUUCUUAAUUACACUUAACGCGUUAUUAAAUAUUUAUAUUUACUUUGCUUGAACGCACCUUUCUGUGUAUUUAUUUUUUAAUGCAAACAUUCAGAAUUUAACUUAAUAGGGUGUAAUUUCCAAAUGGUAGUAAUUUUACCAACUCAAUACUUAAUAUUAGUUCAAUAAGAGCAUUUAUCAUUAAUAACAAUUUCCAAAAUUAUUAAAAACAAAAAAUAAAAUAAAAUAUGUACGUAAGAAUUAACUUAAAACAUAUAUUAUAUUUUUUAACGUUGACGUCCAUUUUACUUAGCAAAAACAAAAUAACUCAAAACAGCCGAACAUGUUAUGAAAUAAAAACAAAAAACGAUUUAAUCUCCACAAGUAUCUGAUUAUACAAUACAACAUGAAAUUUAAUAAAAUCUGUCCAAAAUUGUGUAUCUUUAAAUGCAAAAUACAUUGUAAAUUAUUAAAACAAAAACUCACACCGAAAAGAAUUAUAUUUUAAUUUUGCAAAGACUGUUUUUUUUAUAUAAAUUUAUCUUAAUUUAUUUGUUUUUUAGCAUCUUUUUUUUAAUCCCUAGUUUGUUAUAAAAUUAUGUUUUUAAAAUCAUUAACAAUUAUUUCAUUUAUUAAUAUUUAUUAUUUGAAAAUUCAUUUUCCUUUUUUAUAUAAGCUAACUAGUUAGUCCGGAAUUAUAAAAUACAAUACAGAGCGAGAAUGCGCCAAAUAAAAUUUGAAAACAAAGCCAAUCAGUAACAAAAAUAAA